This is a messenger RNA of Oncorhynchus masou masou (cherry salmon), 4911 nucleotides long. RefSeq lists its product as uncharacterized. The transcript is spliced from 27 exons. Gene Ontology annotation, biological process: proteolysis. Lineage: Eukaryota; Metazoa; Chordata; Actinopteri; Salmoniformes; Salmonidae. The record is from RefSeq and is a predicted model, not a curated record. Gene Ontology annotation, molecular function: serine-type endopeptidase activity. Bases 82 to 4248 code for a protein of 1388 amino acids.
AAAGGUCGAACCAGACCGUGAGACGCUGAUGCACCAGAGGCAAAGCACAUUUGCACAUCUCCACCACUGUGAACAGAGAGCAUGGAGGAAGACCUAAAGAAGAGGCCCACGUCCAGGGGUCUGAGUACCCUGGAGAAGAGCCUGAUACUACUGUUUGUGGCUCUGACUGGCGCCUGCAUCGGACUGGUGGUCAUCUACUUCACUGACAAGAACAGCGUCUCCACUGAUGAAGAGGUCAAUUCAGGAUGCGGGGGUCCUCAGGCACUCAAGGGCCCGUCGGGGGAGUUCACCAGCAUGAAUCACCCCAGUAGCUACGACAACGGCAUGAGCUGCAGCUGGCACAUCACUGUGGACCCAGGCAUGGUGAUCCAUUUGUGGUUUGAACACUUCUCCCUGGAGGCAACAGACCUGUGCACAGCAGACUACUUUACAAUACAGGACAACCUGGGAGUCAUCGGGAGGUUGUGUGGGCGCUCCAAACCCGGGCCGAUAGUGUCAUUAGGAAACUCUAUGUUGUUGUUCUUUGACACCAAUGACAGAAAUACAGACAAGGGAUUCAAAGCGAAGUACCAAGCUGUGACACCAGAGAGUACUUUAGAAAUAGCCGGGGCUGGUGGCGCUCUCCAAGGCGACCGCGGAGAACUACUGACCCCUGGGUUCCCAGCACAGAACUAUGAGAACGGGGCUCUCUACCAGUGGAGGAUCACUGUACCAGAGGGAGAGAAGAUCAGACUGACGUUCUCCUCCUUCGACCUGGUCCCUGAGGCCUGUAGAGAUUACGUAGAUGUCUACGAUGGCCGCAAAACCGGCUCCGCCAUGUUGGGUCGAUUCUGUGGUAGUAAGAAUCCAGGCCGCGUGGAUUCCAGUGGCAACACGAUGGUGGUGCGUUUCAAAAGCGAUGCCACUCUCACCUCCAAGGGUUUCAGUGCCACAUUCACCAAGACCGGCCUACUCCCGACCACGGUCAAACCUACCUCCAUGAUGCCCACAACACUAGCUAUAACCGACUCAGGCUGCGGUGGUGUCGGAACACUGUUUGGCCGUAAAGGGGAGAUCCAUUCUAUGGGAUUCCCAGAUGCGUAUCCCGGGAAUCUUCACUGCUCCUGGAACAUCACAGCUCCGGAAGGCUUCCUGGUCAAACUGCACGUCACAGACAUGUCCGUCACGGGAGAAGCAGGCCAGUGUGGAGAAGACAAGCUUGUAGUUUCUGACAGCCUCCAGGCGCUUGGCACACACUGUGGCUACGUCCUUCCCCCUGUGGUGGUCAGUGCCAAUAACAAGAUGUCCCUGAGCUUCCUGUCCGACUCACGUCUCUCUGACCGAGGCUUCUCCGCCAAGUGGGAGGCCGUGUAUCCUGAGGACAUUGCCGCGAUCCAGGGAUGCGGAGGGGCCUCCCAUGAGUUAAAAGGGGUUAUUAAGUCUCAGAACUGGCCUAUGAACUACAAGGCGGCCAGCGAGUGCAUGUGGAGUGUGGAGGUGCCCAAAGGGAAGACCAUAACUCUGACGUUCACCCACUUCGACGUGGAAGCCAAGGACAUUUUCACUUCCAAAUGCUUGGAUAACAUGGUGGUGUACGACAUCUAUAAUGACGGAGCUGAGAGUACAAAACACAGUCCAUGGUGUGGUGACCAACUCCCAGCCACCAUCACAACUAAAGGCAACAAGUUGGUGAUGCGUUUCCAUACGGACUUCUUCGUGGAGGCUAAAGGUUUCAGAGCCUACUGGACUACAGACACCACCCAGCCUCCUGUUCCCACUGAGGCCCCUAUACAGCCUAACCCCUGGGACAACAUCACUGUAGAAUGGCCAACCACAUGUGGCAAACCCGCCAUUCCCCCCACCAUCCACACCCGCAUAGUCAAUGGAGAGCCAGCCAAACCCCACUCCUGGCCCUGGCAAGUGUCCAUGCAGGUUUGGCCUAGCAGUCAGGAGACGCCCAAGUUCUUCCACACCUGCGGAGGAACUCUCAUCCAUAAGAACUGGGUCAUGACAGCUGCCCAUUGCUUCAUACGGUACGCUGACGAGCUCCAGCGCUGGAAAAUGUGCCUGGGCAAACACAACCUGACGUUCACAGAAGACACGGAGCGCUGCUUUGGCGUGACGGGCAUCUACCGCCACGAGGGAUUCAAGUACCCCACGUUGCCCACGGUGGAGUUCGACAUCGCCCUCGUCAGGCUGGGUGGGGAAGUGACCCCCAGCGAUCAGAUCUCCUACUCCUGCCUGCCCUCCCUGGAGGAGGUCCUAGAGGGGGGCAAGAAGUGUUACGCCACCGGCUGGGGAGAUGAGACUGGUGAUUCCAUGAAUGCCAAAGUGGCUGAGACCCUGAACCAGGUGGCCCUGCCGGUGGUGCCCUUCAACACCUGUAAGAAGCUGGACUACUGGUGGUUCCAGGUCAAGACCACCAUGAUCUGCAUGGGCUACACCUUGCCUGACGAGCUCAAGUCUGUCUGUCAGGGGGAUUCGGGCGGUCCCCUGGUGUGCCAGGACUCUGCCAACGCUCCCUGGGAGGUGCACGGUAUCACCAGCUUUGGUCCCAAUGGCUGCAUCAUGGACAAGAAACCCUCUGUGUUCACCCGUGCCUCUGCCUACAUCCCCUGGAUGGAGAAUGUCAUCCGCAGGGACAUGUACAAACAGCACACAUCUGGCUGUGGUGGGCCAAAGGACAUGACUGGCGAGAGUGGCGUGUUGUCCAGCAUGGGACAUCCGGGAAGCUACAGUAACGGUGCCCACUGCCAGUGGCACAUCAAGGUGCCCGACGGUAAACUGGUCCACCUGCACUUCCACAGCUUCUCCCUGGAGGACACCCAGCUGUGUCUCAACGACAAGGUCACCAUCAACGACAGCUUAGCCAGCCUAGGUACCUACUGCAGUCACAUUCCCCCUCAGGACCUAGUGAGUAUCGGUGACAGACUGAGCCUCUAUUUCACCUCCAACAACAAGGUGGUGGACACCGGCUUCAGGGCCACCUGGAAGGCUGUGGACCCCAGCCAGGCUUCAUGUGGAGGUGUCUUCAGCAGUGAGCAGGGAGAACUCACCUCUCCUAACUGGCCUAACAACUACCGAGACCAGGCUGUGUGCACCUGGCGUAUCUCCAUCCCCUCAGCUAAGAACAUCCACAUUAUCUUCACCCAUUUUGAGGUGCAGGCCAUGAACCAGCUGGGACAGUGUGUGGAUUAUGUGGAGAUCUACGGUGGAGCAGGGUUGACCUCACAAGAUCGCUUCUGUGGCUUUGCCCCGCCCACUGAGGUUACUGUCGUCGGCAACACGGCUGUGGUCCGUUUCCUCAGCAACAAAGCCAAUGUGGAGAAGGGUUUCCGUGGUUACUGGACCACCGAUCCCAACUUGUUCCCCACUCUGCCUCCCCCUCCCGCUAACCCAUGGGACAACAUCACUAUCAGCUGGCCUGAGAUGUGUGGCAGCCCUGCUGUACCCCCCAGUAGUGCCACCUUGAGAGUGGUCAACGGGGUAGAGGCUGUGCCCCACUCCUGGCCCUGGCAAGUCUCCAUGCAGGCCAGUCCGUUUAAUCCCAUCCCCUACAUGCAUGGCUGUGGAGGCUCCCUGAUCCACAAGCAAUGGGUCCUGACGGCCGCUCACUGCUUCAUGGCGCCUCUGGGUAACCCCACCUAUUGGCGCAUGUGUCUGGGUAAACACCACAUGAACUCAUCCCGGGACCUCCCUUCCUAUGAGGCCUGCUACAAGGUGGACGGCAUCAUCAGGCACACAGGCUUCGUGUACGAGCAGGACAAGACGGACAUCACUAACGACAUCGCCCUGGUGCAUCUGAGCUCUGAAGUCAACAUGACCAGGGAGAUUAGUCCCGUGUGUCUGCCGGCGCUCGGCGCCCUGAUGCCUGCUGGGAAACCCUGCUACGUCACGGGGUGGGGCGACGAGAAAGGUAGCCUCUUCCCUGUUGUAUCUAAGAAGUUGAACCAGGCAGCCCUGCCCAUCGUCCCAUUCGCAACCUGCAGUAAGCCAGCCUACUGGUGGGACACCCUGAGACCCUCUAUGAUCUGUGCCGGAUACGAGUCUCCAGACGAGCUCAAGUCAGCCUGCCAGGGGGACUCAGGUGGACCCUUCGCCUGCCAACCCUCAGCCUCAGACCCUUGGGAGGUCCACGGCAUCGUCAGCUUUGGCGCCUUCGGCUGUAUCAAGGACAAGAAACCCUCUGUGUUCACCAGAGUGUCCUCCUUCAACGACUGGAUCGGUGAUAACAUGAAGAGGUUCAUCUAUGAGAAGUCGCUAAACUAAAGCGAAAUCACUGAUCUCAGAACUGUUGGGGGAUGUUGAUUUAGUUGCUACCUAACCACAGAUCUAGGAUCAGAUUAUAAUGACUCAUCUCAAAACUGUUUUGUCAGGUUGGAUAGUGUGGGUUGGAGUUGGAACCUAACCACAGAGCUAUGAUCAGAUUAGUUUAACCUGACGCAUAACAUGAUCUAUUAGGUAGGUGGGAAAUGAUCCAAUCCUGUCAGGGCAGAUUGAUCCUUCCGUCUACACUCAUUAAGGUUUAACACUACAGUAUGUAUACACUGCAGACCCCAAGAUGUUUCAUCAUACAUUUCAGUCAUUUAGCAGAUUCUCUUACCCAGUGUGACUUAAAGGAGAAAUUAGGGUUAAGUGCCUUGCUCAUGGGCACAUCGGCUGAUGCAGUAUUUCACCUAGUCGGCUCGGGGUUUCAAACCUGGCCCUGCCACUCCAGUAGGGAGGUCUAAUACACUGCUGCACCAUAGUACCUUAUGGACAUUAGGAUUAUACUGUGUAUACCAGUACAGAUGAUUGAGGGAAUACUUUUUGCAUAAUGUCUGCAUAUCAAACUCCUAUUCUCACCAUGUAGAAAUAUUGUAAGUAAUGUGAUCAUGAGUCAUGUUGGAAUUGCAUUCAUUCUGGAUCUUUGAAUAAAAUCCUUAUUUUGCA